ACAGGCCUCGGGUUUCCCGGGAGCCCUCGCGGCAGCGGAAGGUGAGGCCGCCGUCAUGGCGUUGUCCGGCUCGGCUGCUUACCUGACGCACCAGCAGAAGGUGUUACGGCUUUAUAAGCGGGCGCUGCGCCACCUCGAGUCUUGGGUCUUCCACAGGGAUAAAUACCGGUACUUUGCUUGUUUGAUGAGAGCCCGGUUUGACGAGCAUAAGAAUGAAAAGAAUAUGGUGAAGGCCACGCAGCUGCUGAAGGAGGCGGAAGAGGAAUUCUGGCAGUGUCAGCACCCACAGCCAUAUAUCUUCCCCGAUUCUCCUGGGGGCACCUGCUAUGAGAGAUACGUGUGCUACAAGGUCCCUGAGUGGUGCUUAGACGACUGGCAUCCUUCUGAGAAGGCGAUGUACCCAGAUUACUUUGCCAAGAGAGAGCAGUGGAAGAAACUGCGCAUGGAGAGCUGGGAGCGGGAGGUUAAGCAGCUGCAGGAGGAAACCCCACCUGGUGGUCCUAAGACUGAAGCUUUGCCUCCUGCUCGAAAGGCAGGUGAUUUGCCUCCACUAUGGUGGCACAUUGUGACCAGGCCCCGGGAGUAUCCCAUGUAAAGAGAGAGGAAGACACCUCGCUGUUCACGUUUGCAAGUGAAAUCAGUUACAGACUGUAUGCACUUGCCCUAAUAAAAAUAACCAAACAUG
Molecule: messenger RNA, 685 nt
Organism: Loxodonta africana (African savanna elephant)
Lineage: Eukaryota; Metazoa; Chordata; Mammalia; Proboscidea; Elephantidae
Gene: NDUFB9
Product: NADH:ubiquinone oxidoreductase subunit B9
Exons: 4
Coding region: 56-595 (179 amino acids)
Biological process (GO): mitochondrial electron transport, NADH to ubiquinone
Source: RefSeq, a predicted model, not a curated record